Molecule: messenger RNA, 1390 nt
Organism: Lactuca virosa
Lineage: Eukaryota; Viridiplantae; Streptophyta; Magnoliopsida; Asterales; Asteraceae
Source: the annotation of a GenBank genome assembly
CUCUGGUUAACGUCAAGAACAUGCCGGCGAUCUUCUCCGAUUAGUUCUGAAGCUAACAAAGUGAUCAUCGGAAUAUCUUUAAGCAUGGAAAGUACUGAUUCAUCUACAUCUUCACAACAACCACACCUGCCACCGGGGUUCCGCUUCCACCCCACCGAUGAAGAGUUGGUGGUUCACUACCUCAAGAAAAAGGCAGCCUCCGCUCCUCUUCCGGUGGCCAUCAUCGCCGAAGUUGAUCUCUAUAAGUUUGAUCCAUGGGAGCUUCCAGCUAAGGCGGCUUUUGGUGAGCAAGAGUGGUAUUUCUUCAGUCCUAGAGACAGAAAAUAUCCGAACGGAGCUCGGCCAAACAGAGCGGCGACGUCGGGGUACUGGAAAGCCACCGGAACUGAUAAACCGGUAUUGACGGCUGGUGGAACACAGAAAGUUGGUGUGAAGAAAGCUCUUGUUUUCUAUGGAGGUAAACCACCGAAAGGUGUUAAGACGAAUUGGAUCAUGCAUGAGUAUCGACUCACUGAUGGUAAAUCCAUCUGCAAACCACCUGGCUGCGAUCCUGUGAAAAAUAAAGGAUCUUUAAGGUUGGAUGAUUGGGUUUUGUGUCGAAUCUACAAGAAGAGUAAUAUGCAGAGACCGGUGGACAGUGACGGCGGCGGCGGUGGCAGUGAUCUGACGAUGAACGGGAUGAUGGUAUCUCCACCGGCGAGUAGGUCAUUCAACCACCCGGGAAUAAUGAAACCCACUGGAGGCUACACAGGGUAUAAUACAAUGAUGGAGAAUCAUGAACACACCAACGUUCUUUACGAGAACGUCAUGCUAAAUACCAACUCCGACGCCGACGAUAAUAACCACCACCACCAUAACAUCACCACCUCCAAUCUCCUACAGACAAGGCGAUUAACACUACCAGGGUUGUUCUGGAACGAAGAGGGUAAUACAGGAAAUUCAUCAUCAUCGACGUCGUACACCAAGAUGUUUCUGACUUCGGAGAAUAACCAGGAUGGAAGUCCGAUGGCAGCACAACCGACUGGAACCACCGAAGAAAACAACGGGUCGAUGGGGAGUUUACUUAGCCAGAUACCACAAACAGUUUCAGUAGCACAGAUGCAUCAGCAAACAAUGCUGGUGGCUCCCGGAGAAAGCAUAUUCCGACAACAGUUUCAGUUGCCUGACAUGAAUAAUUGGUACUCUUGAAUCGAACAUAUGAAAAAGAUGAAAUUUUUGUUAAUUUUGGUAAGACAAAAUGGUCUACAGUUGGUGUGAAUGUGUAGCUGGUUUGCUGCCAAAUUUAGGUAAGAUGCCAUGGAUGAUAUAUUUGCUUAAGCACUGAAAAUAUUAGCUAGACUUAUUAGAUAUAAAACACAAUUAUGUAGAGACAUAUUAAUUAUUAUGUGAA